This is a messenger RNA of Castor canadensis (American beaver), 747 nucleotides long. It is a transcript of the gene Chct1, whose product is annotated as CHD1 helical C-terminal domain containing 1. The record is from RefSeq and is a predicted model, not a curated record. NCBI's taxonomy places the organism in Eukaryota, Metazoa, Chordata, Mammalia, Rodentia, Castoridae.
AUGGAGGCCUCAGAUGGACCAGGGGGUGAAGGAGACAAGCCACUAGAGAAGGUGACCAAUGUGUCCUGCUUAGAGAGGAGCUCCAGCACCAUUCCCGCCGGAGACUCACUCGUCUGCCAUGCCAAGGGCCUGGACCAGGACACCUUCAAAAUUUGUAAAGAAUGCUUAAGGCCACUGAAGAAGUUCCUGCGAAAGUUACACCUGCCCAAAGACCUUCCCCAGAAGAAGAGGCUGAAGUACAUGAAGCAGAGCCUUGUGGUCCUAGGGGACCACAUCAACACCUUUCUGCAGGAUUACUGCCAAGCCUGGGAAAUCAAAUACUGGAAGAAGAUGCUCUGGCGAUUCGUGUCCCUCUUCUCAGAACUGGAAACAAAGCAGCUUCGCCAGCUCUACAAGUACACCAAGACUAACCAGACAGCCGAGUUCCUGGUGGCGUUCUGCCCCUUGGACUCUUCAGAGAGAUCCUUGCUGGCCGACCUGGAGGACAGUCUGCCCAAACUCUGCAAUGCCUGGGGUCUACACAGCAACAUCAGCGGCAUGAAGGAGAGGCUGUCCAAGAUGCAGGAUCCUGGCCGAGAGGCCGCCAUGCUGGGGGAGCCAGGGUCCCCAAACAGGAGAGAUUCUUUGAGGAAACUUCCUCAAAAACCAAAACUCAAGAGGAAGAGAAUUAAGGAAGCCCCAGAAACUCGAGAGUGCCCCAUAAAAAGACCCACUGGGACAGAGGGUCAGCUCACGCUGGCUCCCUGA